UUGUUUUGCAAGCAUUUCAUAUAUCGAUAUCCCCCUUAUUUUCUGCUGUGCUACGCUACCCGGUAAAUGCUGAAAUGGUGCAGAAAUAAAUACAAUUCUCUGACUGAAAUAUUGGGAAAAACAGUCGCGUAAAGUAAUGAAAAGCAACCGCCAGUUUUUCUAGCCGACAGUGUUUCCGUGAGAGCAGUGUAAAGUAAAUUUUCGUGCCGCAUCGAUUUUUUCUGCGCCGCUGGUGCUGCCGCUGCCACAUUAACAGCCCCAAGCUAAAUCAAAAACUACAUUCACAAUGUCGCGGCAUCCGAGUGACCGCAAGGUUUACGUUGGAGAUUUGGGCAACAACGCCCGUAAGAACGAUUUGGAGUAUGUGUUUGGAGCUUACGGCAGUCUGCGCAGCGUCUGGAUUGCACGCAACCCUCCAGGAUUCGCCUUUGUGGAGUUCGAGAGCGCUAGAGAUGCAGCGGAUGCGGUGCGCGGUCUAGAUGGUCGCACUGUGUGUGGACGCCGAGCCCGUGUGGAGCUGUCGACUGGUAAAUACGCAAGAUCUGGAGGCGGUGCAGGAGGUGGUGGUGGCGGAGGAGGAGGUGGCGGAGGUGCUGGAGGACGCGACCGCGGAGGCGGCGGUGGCCGUGGGGACGAUAAGUGCUAUGAAUGUGGCGGCCGUGGCCACUUUGCCCGCCAUUGCCGUGAGCGGAAAGCAAGACAACGACGCAGCAACUCGUUCAGCAGAUCUCGUAGCACAUCCCGUCGCCGUCGCACUCGCUCCAAGUCUGGUGGCACUCGUUCGCGCAGUCGCUCCGCUGGCUCGGUGGGCGGUGCUGCUCGACGCUCUGGCCGCUCAAAUGGACGCGAUGAGAAUGGUUCGGUGUCACGCUACAGCGACCACGAGCGCAACGGCAGUGGGGCAGUGGACACAUCGCCGCCGCCACCGAAGCGCCGCUACGACGAUGACGAUGAUGAGCGGGAUAGAGGUUCACGUUCGGCAUCGCCGCCAGUGCGUCGCGGAGGAUCACCACCACCACGUCGUCGCGGCGAUUCGUCGGCCUCACGUUCCGUGUCCAGGGACUAGCGACGACAAACGGAUGCAGACGAUGGCCGUAAAUUCAAGAAGAAAUAAUUUAGUGGGGCCUGAGAGCUGCAGCCAAGAAACAAGAAGAAUCAGCGCGAAAAGGGGAAGCUGGACAACAAAUUCCCCUACCCCUCAUUCCCCCCACACACAAACACAACCCCAAAUACAUAAUAUAACAAAAAACAAAAGAAGAACAAUUCCCAAAACAACAAAAAUACAAACAAAAAAACUUUCUUCACGAAGUAUACACACCCACAUACAUAUAAACAAAUACCGUUUAGUUGUCCUCCCCCAAAAAACCAUUUUAGCUUAGGGUUUUAAUUUAUUGUCUAAGGGAAGUACAGUCAGCAUUUGUAAGUACUUUUUGCUAUCGCGACAAGACCUGGGAAAACACACGAAACACUCACACAUACGCGAAGAAAGAUAACAGCAGAAACCAGAACAAAGGGCGCUUGAAAUAUCAAAAAGAAAACAAACAUCAAAAUUUAUAUAUUAAAUACAAUAAAAAAGGAUCGGGACAGAAGGGACAAACACCGCGAACCGAACAUCGAUCUAGUCACACCGUUUGCUAUGUAAAUUGAUUUUUGUGCUUCUGAUUUGACAACCAGCCGAUAUAUAGACGAUGCCUGGAACGAUACUCGAAUAUGUAGAAGGCGGAACGACGAGUUCGUGUGUUUGUUUUAUCAACUGGGGGGAAUAAGGCGCCAUCACAUCUAGAACAUCCCUGCUCCCAUGUCACGUACCAUUAAACAUAACAUCAAUAUGUCAAUUCUCUUCAAUUCAUGUGUUGUACCGAUCCGAUUCCCAUUAAAUACAUGCACCCACUCUUGAUAUUUCAACUUU
Messenger RNA from Drosophila subobscura, 1909 nucleotides. RefSeq names its product probable splicing factor, arginine/serine-rich 6 (gene x16). Bases 287 to 1066 code for a protein of 259 amino acids. Gene Ontology annotation, molecular function: RNA binding; zinc ion binding. The transcript is spliced from 2 exons. Gene Ontology annotation, cellular component: nuclear speck. Gene Ontology annotation, biological process: mRNA splicing, via spliceosome. Lineage: Eukaryota; Metazoa; Arthropoda; Insecta; Diptera; Drosophilidae. The record is from RefSeq and is a predicted model, not a curated record.